AUGCCUUCAUCCCUCUUCUCCACCCAAUCCACAUCUCUGUCUACCCCUCUCACUACACAUACUCCCACACCUGGGUUUGUUUCGUCUUCCCUUGGAGUGACCACCUCUGCAAGUUCUCCAGCCACAAUAUUAACCAGCCAGCCCAGCCCUAGUGGGCUCCUGACCACAGUGCUCAUGACCAGCUCUAUCACUGCCCAUUCAAGUUCUUCAGUCCUGGUCCCAGAGUCUUCUACUCCGGGACCUUCAUCCUCUGCUGGAACGUCUCUCCCCAAUCCCAGUGGCGUCUGCAGUGUGAAGGAGUGGGAGGAGGAGAUCACAUAUCAGGGUUGUACAGCUAACGUGACAGUGACCCGCUGUGAAGGCGUCUGUAUCUCCUCAGCCAGCUUCGACAUCAGCACAAGCCAAGUGGUUUCCAGCUGUGGCUGCUGCUACCCUUUGAGGACCUACAAGAAGCAACUAGUGCUGCCCUGCCCGGACCCCACUGCCCCUGGUGGCAAGUUGGUGCUCCCACUGCUAGUCUUCAGCAGCUGUGCAUGUGUUGUCUUCCUCUCAAGCAGGGUCCAGGCCUCUGAGCUCCUAGCUCACCUGCUCCUGGCUGGGGCCCGGGUGCCCCUGGAAGAUUCCAGGAGCAGGGCUGCCUGA
Elephantulus edwardii (Cape elephant shrew) is the source of this 642-nucleotide messenger RNA. Its product is annotated as mucin-6-like. Bases 1 to 642 code for a protein of 213 amino acids. Lineage: Eukaryota; Metazoa; Chordata; Mammalia; Macroscelidea; Macroscelididae. The transcript has 4 exons. The record is from RefSeq and is a predicted model, not a curated record.